This is a messenger RNA of Patiria miniata (bat star), 1804 nucleotides long. RefSeq names its product cytochrome c oxidase assembly protein COX18, mitochondrial-like. The transcript has 7 exons. Gene Ontology annotation, biological process: mitochondrial respiratory chain complex IV assembly; protein insertion into mitochondrial inner membrane from matrix. Bases 114 to 1283 code for a protein of 389 amino acids. The record is from RefSeq and is a predicted model, not a curated record. Gene Ontology annotation, cellular component: mitochondrial inner membrane. NCBI's taxonomy places the organism in Eukaryota, Metazoa, Echinodermata, Asteroidea, Valvatida, Asterinidae. Gene Ontology annotation, molecular function: membrane insertase activity.
ACAAGAAAAGUUCGGCGGCAUUUUACUGGCCGUUUGUGACCGACUAUCGCCUUUCUAUAGCCCACCUGUACCUGCGCACUGCAGAUGAAACCACAGCUACCAUCUUCACCAGAAUGGCACUUACAAGACUGAUUAGAUCAUCUUUGACAGAUGGGAGGAUUUUAUACCAUUGUCAGCUGUCCAGUUUACAGAGGUGCAUCAGUGCAGCAGAACCAACGCUCGUCUUCUCGUGUCUCAAUCAUUGGAGGAUAAGAAGUCACAAACAACUGCACCACAGGACAUUCUCUCACCUGACGAGAUCACAUGACUGUUUGACAAACUCAAAUCUGCCCUCCUGCAGAACUGCUCUCACAUACCUUUACCAUCCUGCAACUUUACCCACAGUCCCUUCACUGGUAAUACAAAGACGCUGCAUCAAUGUCGCUAACACCAGUUCAUCAUCCUACAUGCCGACACCGGUCGAGUGCAGUUAUGAAUUCCUAGAGCACAUCCACGAAACGUUGACACUACCAUGGUGGUUGACAAUCCUCGUGACGACGUUCCUCCUCCGUGGUGCGCUUGUCUUGCCGUUCUCCAUCUUGCAACAGCGAGUUCUGGCCAAGAUUGAGAACGUUCAGCCGCAGAUAAACACCCACGCUGAGCACAUGAAGCAGCAAGUUGCUCUGAAGGCCAAAGAAUUAAACUGGUCACAGAAAGAGAUGGCCAAUGUCUAUAGCCAACAGGUUAAAUUCAUGGUAACACGGCUCCACUUUGACAACAAAUGCCAGUCCAGGAAGAUCUUCUAUGUUGGCUUAGUGCAGAUGGGUGUAUGGUCGUCACUGACCAUGGCCAUUGGUCAGAUGACCGGCAAAUACCCAGAACUCUUCAGUACAGAGAUGGACGUAGAUUUCCUGCCGGAGCUGGCUACCCAGGGUGCAUUGUGGUUUUCGGACCUUACCCAGUUUGACCUAGCGAUACCCAUAAUGCUCGGCGUGGUCAAUCUAGCACUGGUUGAGAUGUGGUCGUUAAGGCGUGGCCCACUUACAUUGUUACAACAUCGACUGGUCAACUGGUUCCGUCUACUUUCUCUGGGAAUGGUCCCCAUAGCAACCAUGAUGCCAGCAGCUCUUUCGUUCUUCUGGCUGUCCUCCAGUCUGGUCGGUCUAGGACAAUUUGCACUCCUGCGAUGGCCGGCCUUCCGGAGACUUGUCGACAUCCCUCCGUCCCCCUCCGAGAUGAAACACCCCUUGCAGGAAAUGAAGCAAGCCUUCAGAGUCAGAUACUUCUCUAAGAAGAUGUUUUGAAAUUGGGAGAGACCAUUUGUAAUAUAGGCUGCAACAUGAGAACAAUGCUUGGAUGUGGCAAGAAUAAAAUGCCCUUGGAUAGAAAAAUGUGAAGUUUUGAUUUUGAGCAAAUAAAUUUCUAGCGAACAUGUCGCAAUUGUCGCAAAGAAUGAUUUUGCUACCCUGUGGGCAUCUUGAAAAUAGUCCCUACAUUUUGAAAGUUAUCAGAUAAAUGUGUCAAAUAAUUGUUUAAAUUAUAAUUAAUAGUGAGCAUUACUUUAUUGAGUAAAUAACCCUUUGGGAAUAAUAGUUAACCCAAUAAAUAGAUCAGUUAAAUUAAAUAUUUUUCUCCAAAUGUCAAUUGUUAUCAUUGCUUUGUCCCAAAUUCAACCAACCUUUUGUUUCAUAAGUAAAUAGUUUUGUGGAAUAACAUGUUUAUUUUCAACAAAUUUUGUUAAAUAAAAAGACAUCUGAUUACACGCCAUUGUUUGUGACUUUGGUUAACAUAGUAAAAAUAAAAUUCAAACAAUUUCUUUCAAAAA